AUGCUAAAAGUAAAUGUAAUUUUUUCGGCAAAUUUUAUUAAACCGCACUCUGGUGAAACAGACGUUAAAACAUUCUCCACAAAAAAUCAGCACAUUGAUGCAUAUACAGAUUUAAAGCAAUGGUACGAAGAGAACGUUGUUGAUAAGAUAAUGAAGAAAUUAGAAGAAUUUGCGGAAAAGGACUCCGGUUGGGCGUUAUUUCGUUUGUAUCGAGGUAAAGAUUGCAUCCAAUGGUUUGUUCAAGAGUUAAAUCAAUUGUCUCAUUUUUGUAACAACAAAUUUCAAAACAUUAUAUCUAUGGAAAAAUUAACUACACAAGAACAAAAUAACGUUAAAGUGCGCGAUCAUAAUCACUUAACUGGAAUGUAUAGGGGCGCUGCACAUCAGAAUUGUAAUUUAAAUUAUAAAGAUAUUUGUGUUAUACCUGUGGUGUUUCAUAAUAUGAGUGGAUAUGACGCACAUUUUUUUAUUAAAGAACUUUCAAAUUCAAUAAAAGGUGACAUUAAAUUGCUUCCCAUCAAUAAAGAAAGAUUUAUGCCCUACAGUUUAGACAAGCUUUCUUCCAAUUUAGAUAAUUCACAAAAAAUUAUUACUCAGACAAAUUGUAAUAAUAUGGAAGAAUUUUAUUUGUUAAACAGAAAAGGAGUGUUUCCUUAUGAUUAUAUAAAUUCCUGGGAGAAACUCCUUGAAACAAAACUACCCGAAAAAAAGGAAUUUUAUAGCCGCUUAUACGAACAAGAUGUUAAAGAUGAAGAUUAUUCUCACGCUAUCAAAGUUUGGAAUACUUUCAAUAUUCGUACAUUAGGAGAAUAUUCCGAUUUAUAUUUAAAAACAGAUGUGCUUCUUCUAGCCGACGUAUUCGAAGCAUUUCGAACUACGUGUUUAAAUACUUAUCAACUUGAUCCCUUACAUUAUUAUACUGCACCAGGUUUAACAUUUGAUGCCAUGUUAAAAACGACAAAAAUUAAACUAGAACUCUUAACGGACAUAGAUAAAGUCCUUUUUGUGGAGAGAGGUAUUAGAGGUGGAGUUUCCCAAUGUUCUAAUAGAUACGGUAAAGCCAAUAAUAAGUACAUGAAUAAAGACGAAUAUGAUCCUUCACAAGAUAGUACCUAUUUAAUGUAUUUUGAUGUUAAUAACCUUUACGGAGCGGCAAUGUCUCAAUGUUUACCGUAUGGGAAAUUUGAAUUUGUAGAAAAUUUCAAUAUUUCAGAUAUCUUAGAUACUUCUGAUAAUUCCACAACUGGUUAUAUUAUUGAAUGCGAUUUGGAUUAUCCAGUAGAUUUGCAUGAAAUACAUAGCGAUUUACCUUUAGCUCCAGAGCACAUGAUACCUCCCAUUUCAAGAUCUAAACUUAAAAAGUUGUUAUUGACUUUAUAUCCUAAGAAAAAUUAUGUUAUACAUUAUAGGAAUUUAAAAAUGUAUAUAAAAUUUGGUAUGAAAAUAAAAUGUGUACAUCGUGUUCUUAAAUUCGAACAGUCUGCGUGGUUAAAGGAAUAUAUAGAUUUAAAUACAAGGCUUAGACAGCAAGCGAAGAACGAUUUUGAAAAAGAUUUUUUUAAAUUAAUGAUUAACGCUAUUUAUGGUAAAUGCAUGGAAAAUGUUCGAAAACAUAGGGAUAUUCGAUUGGUCAGUAAAUGGGAGGGACGAUGGGGAGUUCGUUCUCUUAUUUCUAAACCAAAUUUUCACAGUUCCGUUGUAUUUGAUGAUGAUUCAGCUAUCAUCGAAAUGAGUAAAUUAGAGGUGUUUUUAAAUAAACCAAUUUAUGUCGGUUUUUGUAUUUUAGAUAUUUCUAAAACUUUUCUCUAUGAAUUCCACUAUGGUUAUAUUAAGGAAACAUUUAACAAUAAUGCAAAGUUGCUUUACACCGACACUGACAGUCUAAUUUACGAAUUUCAUGUAGGUGAUAUAUACGAAUAUAUUAAGAAAGAUUCUCAUCGGUUUGAUACUUCAGACUAUGAUUUGUAUAAUGUUUAUGGUAUAGAACAAAAAAAUAAAAAAGUGCCAGGUUUGAUGAAAGAUGAAAAUAACGGUAAGAUUAUGUUAGAAUUUGUGGGUCUCAGAUCGAAAAUGUAUGCAUAUAGAGUUGCAAAGGAUGAUUUUAAUAAAAAGGUAGUUAAGAAAUCCAAAGGUAGUACGAAAGCUUCACUUAAAACAAUAACAUUCGAAAAUUAUAAAGAAUGCUUAUUUAAUAGCCGAAAUUACGAAAAGUCCCAAAAUCUCAUCAAAUCAAAACAUCAUAUUGUUUACACAAUAAAACAGGAGAAAAUAGUUCUCAGCCAUAAUGAUGAUAAGAGAAUUGUUACAAGAUUUGCAACGGAUACGCGACCUUGGGGAUAUCAUAUUUCGCCACCAGAAAUGUGA
This is a messenger RNA of Zophobas morio, 2364 nucleotides long. RefSeq lists its product as uncharacterized. Bases 1 to 2364 code for a protein of 787 amino acids. The transcript has 4 exons. Lineage: Eukaryota; Metazoa; Arthropoda; Insecta; Coleoptera; Tenebrionidae. The record is from RefSeq and is a predicted model, not a curated record. Gene Ontology annotation, molecular function: DNA binding; nucleotide binding; DNA-directed DNA polymerase activity. Gene Ontology annotation, biological process: DNA replication.